AUGAUGAGCUCGAACAUGAUGAUUUUCGAGGAGCUGGAACCGCGCGCAGCGAAGAUUCUUGCGAAUCAAAAUAGAGGAUUGACCUUGGCCGUCGUUACAUGGUUGCUGCUAGGCUUUUCCGCCAUAACCUUGUGUGCGCGAUGCUGGUGCAAGUUCAAGCACGCUCGUCAGCUCUAUUACGACGAUGUUAUCAUGCUAAUAGCAUUCCUAAAUGGAAUCGUGUACUCUGUCAUGGUUCAGCUUAAUGUGUCCAAAGGCUAUGGGCAACACAUAGGCUCCCUGAGCCAAGUCGACAUGAUAGAUACUGUUUUGCUCGGCUCCCUAGUCAUGCUCUUCGGCGCGUUGAGCGCAAUGGCGGGUCGAAUAUCCUUUUGUUGCACACUGAUGUUUCUCAUCAAAACAGACCCGCGUAUAAGAACAUGGCAUGUCUAUGUCUGCAUAGUCUUUCAGCUCGCGUUGAAUGUKACUGGUAUCAUCGUCCUUUUCACCCAAUGUGGCAGGACCCUAGAUCACGUAUGGGAAGGAGAGCAAUCGUCAAACUACUACGACUUUUGCUCGAACCCUACAAUGCAGACAUAUUUAAAGUACGCUGUCGGUGCAGGAAAUGCAUCUACAGAUUUGUACUUGGCAAUAUUGCCCGCCAUUCUGAUCAGCCACACCAAGACGUCUUUGAAGGCGAAGCUAGGCAUGGCGAGUCUUCUCUGUCUGAGUGCGUUGGCCUUGGUCGCUGCCAGCGCCAAGACGUACGAAGCAAAGGUUUUGCAGAACAUUACCGACUUCACAUUCACCCUCGUCCCUUACACGCUGUGUACUUCGAUCGAGCUGAACAUCAUCAUAAUAUCAGCAUCAAUACCCCUCUUGAGACCAUUGUUUCGAAGGCAGAAACCACCAAAGGUCUCGCUCAGCGGAAACACAUGGCCCGAAGGUGGACAGAUUUCGCUGGGAUCUCUGCAACCUUCACAAAGCGAAGAGAGCAGCAUGUCAGAAAUCAAGCGGGAGGAUUCAAAGACGAGUCUGGCAAGGAGUCAGAACGAGGGCAUUACAGUGACCACUGUGAUCGACGUAGCCUCCCAUGAACGGAGCGCACCAGUAGUCCACGCAAACCUCAUAGGACUUGUGUCGGACUCGGAUUACAUUAGAUACCCUGACACUACAGGCGACGGGUCUGCGAGGAGACGCCGCUGCUGGUAG
Ramularia collo-cygni is the source of this 1191-nucleotide messenger RNA. RefSeq lists its product as uncharacterized. NCBI's taxonomy places the organism in Eukaryota, Fungi, Ascomycota, Dothideomycetes, Mycosphaerellales, Mycosphaerellaceae. The record is from RefSeq and is a predicted model, not a curated record. The transcript has 6 exons. Bases 1 to 1191 code for a protein of 396 amino acids.